Molecule: messenger RNA, 2504 nt
Organism: Chenopodium quinoa (quinoa)
Lineage: Eukaryota; Viridiplantae; Streptophyta; Magnoliopsida; Caryophyllales; Amaranthaceae
Product: galactoside 2-alpha-L-fucosyltransferase-like
Exons: 2
Coding region: 209-1951 (580 amino acids)
Biological process (GO): xyloglucan biosynthetic process; cell wall biogenesis
Cellular component (GO): membrane; Golgi apparatus
Molecular function (GO): galactoside 2-alpha-L-fucosyltransferase activity
Source: RefSeq, a predicted model, not a curated record
CAGGAAUUUGGUAAAGAGUGACAAAAGUGAGUCUUUCAGUAGCUGUGACUUUCUUAAAUCUCGUCUUUCAGUACUUGUCUUAUUAUCCGUCCUCAAUUCCUCAAAUGGAGUCGGUAGGAAAAUUGUACGAUUAAGAGAGAGAAUACUCAAAUUUCUCCAGAAAACUUAUCGAUUCAGAUCAACAACUACUACUACAAAUUCAAAUGAAAUGAUGUUCAUGGAUCUGAAUGAGUUAAGAAAGCGAUUUUCACCUUCAAAACCCCAAAUCUCAGACGCCAUUGAUGCUUCUCGAGCUCAAGUUCCUCGUCCUAUGGCUUCCUCCUUCAACUUCAUUGCUGCUAAUGUCACCAAAACUUUCGCUGCUCUUCUCAUUAUUCUCCCUGUUUUGAUCACUUUCUUUCUCAUCUAUCGUAACCCCAAUUCCGAUCAUCGAUUUUCCCCUUUUGCUGAUGCUAGGGUUUUGGAUCCUAAAUCUUCGUUUACUACUUCGCAAUCAUCAGAAAAUGCUGAAGUGGCUAAUGACAAAUUGCUUGGAGGACUUCUUCCCUCUGGAAUUGAUGAAGCAUCCUGCUUAAGCAGAUACCAAUCCUUCAUGUAUCGGAAGACAUCAUCUUUCAAGCCUUCAACUUAUCUUAUCUCUAAACUACGGAAGUAUGAAGAGCUUCACAAACGAUGUGGACCUGGUACACAACCGUACAAUGAAGCUCUGAAACAACUGAAGUCUGGCAACGAAACUGCUGUGCCUACAGAAUGUAACUACGUUGUGUGGAUGUCAUACAGUGGCUUGGGCAAUAGAAUUUUGACUGUGAGUGCAGCUUAUCUUUAUGCUCUUCUCUCAAACCGGGUACUUCUAGUUGACCCAGGAACUGAUAUGACUGAUCUUUUUUGUGAGCCGUUUCCUAGCAUCUCAUGGUUUUUACCUCAAGACUUCCCAUUAUAUAAAAAAUUUGAGAAUUUCAACCAGAAAUCUUCCAGGUGUCAUGGGUUUAUGCUGAAAAAGAAUCUUCUGAAUGCCACAAAUGCCUCAACUGAAGAGGUACCACCAUAUUUGUAUCUUCAUCUGGGUCAUGACUAUAAUGAUCACGACAAACUUUUCUUCUGUGAUGAAGAUCAAACUCUUCUCAACAAAGUUCCAUGGCUAAUAAUGAGGACCGACAACUACUUUGUCCCUUCCCUUUAUUUGAUCCCAUCAUUUGAGGAAGAACUAUUUAAAUUAUUUCCUGAAAAAGUAGCCAUUUUUCACCACCUAGGGCGCUAUCUUCUCCACCCUACAAAUGAAGUUUGGGGGUUGAUUACAAGGUAUUAUAAUGCUUACUUAGCCAGGGCAGAUGAGAGGAUUGGAAUCCAGAUCAGGACGUUUGAGGAGGGACCAGGUCCGUUCCCACAUGUAAAUGACCAAAUUCUGUCCUGCAUAUCCAAGGAAAAAUUACUCCCUGAAGUUGACAAAGAUGAUUUAUCUUUUAGUUCAUCAAAGAACCCGAGGUCCAUUGCUGUUCUUGUUACAUCCUUGGAUGCAGGUUACAGCGACUCUCUAAGAGAAUUAUAUUGGGAACAUCCAACUGUUACUGGAGAAGCGGUUGGAAUUUUCCAACCAAGCCACGAAGGGUUUCAGCAAUCACACAAGAAAAAUCAUAACAGAAAAGCCUGGGCAGAAAUGUAUCUGCUAAGUUUGAGCGAUAAAUUGGUGACAAGCGCGUGGUCAACUUUCGGGUAUGUUGCUCAAGGUUUCGGAGGAUUGAAACCAUGGAUUUUGUACAAGCCAGAGGAUAAGAAGACCCCAAACCCAGCUUGUGGUCGUGCCAUGUCUAUCGAGCCUUGCUUCCAUGCUCCUCCUUUUUGGGAUUGCAAGGCAAAGACAGGUAUUGAUACUGGUAAGCUCGUACCUCAUGUAAGGCAUUGCGAGGAUAUCAGUUGGGGUCUUAAGGUGGUUGAUGGUCGUGAAGAGCUAUAGGUCAGAUUUAGGUAGUUGAAUACUAGUCAGUGUUGAAUUAUUUUCGAGAAUGAAUUGCUUCGUAUCAAACCUUGUGACCAUGGAACUCUGUGUAUGUACAAAUUUGCCAUUUCAGUAGAUAUAUUUGUGCAUGUACUGUCGCGCGUAAACAUGGUUAAACAUGGGCAUGGAUGAUAGACUGAUGCGUCUGAUUGAGCUCUUAUAAGCAGCAGAGGGAAAGGAGCAAAAUGUAUCCCUGAAAUGCUCAGGAAAUUGUCAUUGAAAAAGCAAUCAUGAGCUACUGAGGUACUCCGCUUACUGUACCAAAGCGUAUCUGCUGCUACUUUUUAUGACAUCGGGCGUGUACUUUUUUGGCACCUGAUCUGUACUGGAACAAUCAUCUGUUUGAAAUAAAGUGAUUAAAAGAUAGAUUUGUACUUCGUACUAUGUUUUUGUGACCAAAAUUUCUGUAGUUCUUUAGUAUACUACUCCGUACUGUACUGUUUAGAAUUAGUUGCCCCCAUAUUGACUUUUUGCAUUAUUCAUAUAUGGAGUAUCAACUUUGACCCUACCA